This is a messenger RNA of Bursaphelenchus okinawaensis, 4001 nucleotides long. The record is from the annotation of a GenBank genome assembly. NCBI's taxonomy places the organism in Eukaryota, Metazoa, Nematoda, Chromadorea, Rhabditida, Aphelenchoididae.
AUGUCAAAGCUCGAGGCUUCCAAAGCUCGUUUAUUCACUAAAUUUAUAGUUUUCGCUCAAUUUGUCAACUUUUUACUGAUUUUUGGAGUGUAUCUUCAUGCUUACAACAAUUUACAGGUAAUUUUGGGUUUUUAACGCAUAAAUAUAGCAUUUUAAUUUAAAGUUCACAGCUUUUUUUUAUUUAAAAACAAUUUUGCAAAGUGUUACCUAAAAUAUUGAAAUUAGGUUUUUUGGGUAAAAAUUGAUUAUUAUGAUGUUUUAUAAGAUUAAAAGGGUUUGUCAUGUUAAAACGCAUCAAAAAACGAGUUUUUGAUAAUUUUGUUACCUAAAAAUAUUUUUUGGAAAUUUUGAAGUUUCACUUUAAAAUUUUUAAAACGACUUUUUAAAACACUGAAAACUAAUUUAAAAUAAAAAGUCUUUACUUUUAGAGUUCAAAAUGUCAAAAAUCUUCAGCACGACCAAAGCGUGCUACAGAGUACGUUGAAGACUCAAAACCGGUCGAUUCAUUGAACGAAUGGGCGAUAUUGAUAGGAGAACAGACGAUAAUACCUAAACAUGUCUUUGAACUAUCAUGUAAACGUGUUCACCGUUACUGUUCCGACCGGUCGAUGAAGUUACAAGGCUUUCGAGGUCCUCCAGGCCCUACUGGAGGUCGUGGUCCUAUAGGACCACCUGGUCGACGUGGUCCCACUGGUUCUAUUGGUCCGCUUGGGUUGGUGGGAGAUGCUGGUGAAGUUGGACCACCUGGUCGUGAUGGUAAAUGUAAUUGCACCUUUCCUGAGCUCUACGUGCAGAGGAUUGCGGUACCAGGACCACCUAUAAUUCAAGUUCAAGAGAAGGUGGUACCAGUACCAGUGGUGGUUGUAAAUGAGGUCGAGGUGACAAAGCUUGUACCAUUUGAACCAACUCCGCCCGGGUUUGGCCCACCUGAAGAUUGGGAGCCGGGAAUGCCGAUGCCAGAUAAGUCUAACACUCGUAUUCUGGUGAAGCCGACCACACCGUCACCGUAUGGGCCGACAAGGAAGAAGUUGAUUGGACCGGGAAGGAAGCGGCCAAGGCCUACCAAGUAUCCUACGACUCCAACUGUAGAUGAAGGUAAAGCUUUAAAUAUAUUGUUAUAGUCUACUAUACAAUAUAACUAGUAGCUAUAGUCUACUAUAACAUAACUUGUAGGUAUCCAGCUACUGAAUGAAAGUAUGGCGUUGAAUGAGACAAUCUUUAACGAGACUUCUACUGAACCCACUCCAGAGACCUAUACUGGACUACCUACACUGGGCUAUAAUCGUCGAGGUAAUGUUUGCUUUUGGCAUAUGUUACAGUAAUCUGAAGGGAAGAAGUUACGGUAAUCUUAGAGACAGAACUUACAUUAAUUUAGGGGACAGAAGUUACUGUAAUCUAAAAAGCAGAAGUUUCAGUAAUACAGUAGGCAGUAGCUACAUUAAUCUAAGAGGCAGCAGUUACAGUAAUCUGAAGGGCAUAAUUUACAGUUAUGCGAGUGGCAGAAGUUACAUUAAUUUAAGACAGAGAAGUUAUAGUAAUUUAAAUAGCAAAAGUUACAGUAAUCGAAAAGACAAAAGUUGCAGUAAUCUGAGGGGCAGAAGUACAGCAAUCUAAGUGAGAGAAGUAACAGUACUCCAAGAGACAAAAGUUACAGUAAACUAACAUUUACAAAGUAAUUUAGAAUGUCGUUUGAACGCCGUAGGAAUCCCAGUACUACAUGCAGAAAGUCAGUACGGUAAGGUCGGCAGUUGGCAUCGUGAUGUGAAUCCAACGUCGCCACUGAUGGAGAAGAAGCGAUGGGUUACAGAUGAGUAUGCAUCGCCCGUAUUGUAUGAGUACGUCACUGAAGAAGAGUUGAUGAACAAGAAACAGAAAAUUAAGUAAGUAAAGAGUUAUUGUGUAGUAGUUUACGAUAUGUUAAUGUAUAGUAGCUGAUGGUAUGUUAUUGUGUAGUACUUGAUGAUAUGUUGCUGUAUAGUAGGUGAUGGUAUGUUAUUGUGUAGUACUUCAUGGUAUGUUACUGUGUAUUGGUGAUAUGUUAAUUUGUAGUGUUUGAUGGUAUGUUGCUGUGUAGUACUUGACGGUAUGUUACUGUAUGGUACGUGGUGAUAUGUUACUGUGUAAUACAUGACAAUAAGGUCGAAGAAAGGCCUUUAUAAACUUUUCAAACCAAAAAAGGUGUCAGUAAAACUUUAUUUUCUUCAUAUCAACAAAAAAUGUUGUUGUAGGUACUAUGUGGAUUAUAUGGCCGCAGGAACAGGUAAUAUGAUCUACAAUGGAUCAUAUUAUUAUCAUCGACAUGGAUCCGACUUUCUGGUCAGAUACAACUUGGAGAAUGCCGAACAGAUACAAAGUCGAGAGCUGGGCAAGAUCGCUUCAUUGGAUUGUGGCCGAAAGGUGGAUCACACGUUUGAGGUAGGUAAUGUUGUAUUGUAAGUUUCUGUUUUAUACUCCAGACGAUCUUUUGGUGAAGGUAACGUAAGGUAGGGAUGGGCCGUAAAGUCUAGGGUAAAGUAAGAUAAGGUAGGGAAUGGUACGGCGGGCAGGGUAAUUUAGGUCAGAGCAUCGUAAUGUAGGAUGGAGCAAGAUAUGUUUUAUUUGGGUUUAUAGGACGGGUUUUAGGGUAAAUUAAGGCAGGGUAUGGUAUGGCCGAGUCUGUUAUGGUACGAUGUAGCAAGGUAGAUUGGUAUAAGGUAGGGUAGGGUGGGGUAAGGUAGGGUAUGAUAGGGUAGGGUAGGGUAAGGCGGGGUAGGUAAGAUAAGAUAAGGUAAGGUAGGUUAGGAUAGGGUAGAGAAGAAGAAAUAUGGUAGGGUAGCGUAAUUUAUGGUAGGGCGGGAAUGGCCGGUUAGAGUAAUGUAAAAACCGUAAACUGUAUUAGGGUAGAUGAUGAUAGUAAUAAUGUUAAGGUAAAGUAGAGCAACAAAACCUAGGAAAGGUAGGGAAGAUUAUUUAAAAACUGGUAGGAAAACGUAAAAUACGACUUGUAUUGUUUUCUAUUUUGAAAUUACAACUUCUUCAAGAUGUGCAAUGAAACUGACCGUGAUUUUUGGUUGUACGAUCGUCCCCACAAUUAUAUUGACUACGCGGCCGAUGAGAAUGGACUAUGGGUAUUGUAUAUGCGACCAGACAAUGCGCAUUUGGUGGUCAGCAAAAUUGAACCGGUAAGAUGGUUUUCAUCACUACAUGAAUAUAUACAGUGUUAUAAUGAGGUAUAUACUGCUUCUAUCUUGAUGUUUUUGCUUGUAUUUCCUGAAUCUUGAUGUUUCUAGGACUUUUACGUAGUCCAAACCUGGGAAUUGGAUGUGAAUGGCACUGAACUGGCCGAUGCUUUCAUCAUGUGUGGUGUUCUAUAUGGACUGGAGAGCUCGGAAGACAGAGAUACAUUCAUAUCAUACGCUUUUGAUCUUUAUGCGUAGGUUUUUUUGGAUUUUUUAGUUUUAAGGAAGUUAGGGUAUGGUAAUGAUAAGGUAAAAAUUUGUUAAAGAGCAUGAUAGGGUAUGGGGAUAUAAAGUAGGGUAAGGUAGGUACGGUAAGAUAAGGUAGGGGGAUAUGAAGUAUGGUAGGGUAGGGUAGGGUAGGGUAGGGUAGGGUAGGGUAGGGUAGGGUAGGGUAGGGUAGGGUAGGGUAGGGUAGGGUAGGGUAGGGUAGGGUAGGGUACGGUAGGGUAGGGUAGGGUAGGGAAGGGUAGGGUAGGGUAGGGUAGGGUAGGGUAGGGAAGGGUAGGGUAGGGUAAGGUAAGGUAUAUUAAAAUAAGAUAGGGGAGGGUACGAUAGGGUAGGAUAAUUUCGCCUCACCAGAAGCAAUCAUUUUUUAUUUACAGUAACCAAACUCUGGACGUAGACAUACCAUGGUAUAACCCAUACCGUGGUCUGACUAUGUUACACUACAAUCCAAUUGAUGGUAGAUUGUAUUUCUUCGAUUCCGGCAAGUUACUGAGUGUAAAUGUUCGUAUCGAAGCCGCAGAAUACGAUGAAGAAGAUAUUGUAGUAGAGGAUGAGUAA